Miscanthus lutarioriparius is the source of this 3486-nucleotide messenger RNA. The record is from the annotation of a GenBank genome assembly. Lineage: Eukaryota; Viridiplantae; Streptophyta; Magnoliopsida; Poales; Poaceae.
AUGGCGACGAUGGCCGCGGGCGCGCCGAGGGCGCAGACGCUGCGGGACCUCGCGGAGGAGGGGAAGAAGCGGGCCGUCCUGCUUCUCGUCUUCGCCUUCGGGCUCGCCUUCCUCAUGUCCCGUGAGUCCUCCGGAACCCGGAUUUUCAUGUCUCUGCCAGUUCCGACCUUCGCUUCUGUCCCCAGUGGGAUGGUUACGAGCUCGUCAGUAUGGUUUAACCUGCCAUGUGCCACAGCUCUGAUUGUUUUGUUUCGCUACAUAUCGCUUGACUAUGACCUUCGUAGAAAGAGCACAACUAGCACAGAUCAUGCCAGUCAUUCACUUGUCAAAACAAAAAGUACUGAGGUAAAGAAAGUCCUCCAUCAGACUGAAAAUGAUGGAAAAUUAGACUGGAGGAGCAAGGUUAACUCGCCUCCAGUUGAAGCAGCAUUUGAACAGUUCACAAGGCACCUUAUCACAGAAUGGGUAACAGAUCUUUGGUACUCGCGUGUAACACCUGACAAGGAAGGUCCCGAGGAACUCAUCACUAUAGUUAAUACUGUCCUUGGGGAGAUUUCAGUUAGGGCAAGGAAUGUUAACCUUAUCAAUCUGCUGAUCAGGGAUUUGGUCGAUCUUAUAUGCAAUAAUUUGGAACUUUAUCAUUUCUGUCAAGCCAAGAUUGGAAGAGAGAAGUUUGUGAACCUUCCUUCAGAGCGUCGUGAUGCUGAACUGAAAAUGAUCCUUCUAGCUGAAAACAAGUUGCAUCCUGCUUUAUUUUCAGCCGGUGCUGAAUACAAGGUAUUAAAAAGUCUUGCUGAUGGAUUGAUCUCAAUCACAGUGAAGCCUCAGGAUCUACAGUGUACUUUCUUCCGGUGUACAGCGCGAGAACUUCUUGCUUGUGCAGUUUUGAGACCUGUUGUGAACUUAGCAAAUCCAAGGUUUAUAAAUGAAAGGAUCGAAUCCUUGGCUCUUUCGCAUACUAAUAAGCUGGAGAAAGGAGUUGCAGAAUCCUUGGAGGAUGCCACAACUGUUAAGCACGGGAAACCCCAUAUGCCCUCUAUUGAUGAAUUUUCGGCACUGACAGAUCACUCGAGUCCAGGUGUUGAACUCGUUCGAUUUCAUCAGGGCCAGUCCAAAACUGCAUCAGAUAUACAGCCCAGUAAAAGUACAAAUCCAUAUAGUCUAAAAUUAGAAUCCUCUCAUGCUUCUUUGAUCAGUAGUUUGCAUCCACUGGAGUCAACAAGUUUAGCUUCAUCUUCCCACGUUGCUUCGGAUAAUGGUUUUUCAUUGCAUACCAAAAGCAACAACAGAGCAACUGCAGAUGGUCAUGGUAGAGAGCGUGCACAGCCCUUGGGUAUCAGCUCUGAGCGAACACAUCAAGCUUUAGCACUUGAGCACCUUGAGAAUAUGUGGACAAAGGGAAAGAAUUACAAAUCAGAAAAUGCAAAACAUAUCACAAAAGUGUCUGUUGGAUCCGCUUCUCUAGGCUCGACUUCAGUUCAGCAAUCAGUUCCUUGCAGCACUUCAAUUUGUCAAAAUCCUAGUAAUUCUGAAAGACAAGCAGCGUCCGCUCAGUUGGAGGACCAGCAUUUGGUAAGACACUCAACUGCACCUACAUAUCCAAAUGGCAUACCGAAAAGCCUAUCUGCAGAAAUGGCAGAGCAUGCCGGCCCAGAAGACUUUGGAGUAGAGAGUGAGAGUUCAUAUGCCACUGAGGAUGAUGAAUUCAACAAUGUGACUGGACUUGAUUCUCCUGUUACCAGAGUUUGGGAAAGCAAAAGUAAAGGAAAUGCCACCUUAUCACAUAUACAUCACCCACUUGAGUCUCCUGGUUUCCAUAGAGCAAAGAAGAAUAGAAGUCAUGUGGGAAAACUGAAAAUGUCAAGAACUUCUUCAGGAAGAAAAAGGUCAAGGUCAAAUGCUCAGAAGCCUCCCAUCUGGCAAGAAGUGGAGAGAUCCUCUUUCUCUGUUGGUGAUGGUAUGGACAUACUAAAUACAUCUGCAAAUGAUUCAAAGACGGAUGAGCUAGACGAGGAUCCUGAGGUGGAAAGUAUGGCUAGGAUGUUUAGUAGUUCAAAUGCCUCAUCUUUAUCAUUGCCAUCAAGUGACUCUUCAUAUGCUUCAAAUUAUCGUGGUGCCAAUGUGCUACAAGACUCUUAUUUGAAGUUAAGAUGCGAGGUGGUAGGAGCUAACAUUGUCAAAAGUGGGUCUGGCAUGUUUGCUGUGUAUUCUAUUUCCGUGACCGAUGCCAAUGGUAAUAAUUGGUCCAUCAAGAGGAGGUUUCGUCAUUUUGAAGAGCUGCAUCGGCGUCUAAAAGAGUAUGCUCAGUACAAUCUUCAUUUACCUCCAAAGCAUUUCCUCUCAUCAGGUUUAGAGGUUCCUGUUGUUCGAGAGAGAUGCAAGCUGCUUGACAUAUAUCUGAAGAACCUUCUGCAAAUUCCUAUUGUUUCAAGCUGCAUAGAAGUCUGGGAUUUUCUUAGUGUGGAUUCACAGACAUAUAUUUUUGCAGACUCUCUCUCAGUUAUCCAAACAUUGUCAGUCAGUUUAGAUGAAAGAUCAAAUGGGAAAAAUAUAAAAGCAUUGAACUCUUCUGGAGCUUUGAAUGGGAAUUUAAUCUCUGGAGGUCAAUCUUUGCAUGGACAUAUAGACGACACUGUACAUAAGGAUUCGGACAUUGCUGGUGCUGGUUUGAGAUUUAGGAAAGGGAAUGUGAACAAGAACUUAGGAAACAGUGUUAGCCACACAACAGAUAGUGUUAGAGACACAACUGCCAAUCAUUAUCAGGACAAUUCUGGAAGUGAUCCAGAGCAGAAUGAUCAUUGCUUUUCAAUAGAUGCAGUAAAUCCUAAGAAGCUGCGUUCAAGUGAAACCAAUGACACAUCUCCAAUUUCAGAGUCUGAUGGAUUCUCGGUCUCUCCUAAUGAUUGGAUGGCCCCAAAUCUUAGUGUCCCCUUGUUUCAUCUUGUUGAUGUGGUUUUUCAGCUCCAAGAUGGAGGCUGGAUAAGGCGUCAAGCAUUUUGGGUAGCAAAACAAAUACUGCAAUUGGGAAUGGGAGACACAUUUGAUGACUGGCUUGUUGACAAAAUCCAAUUACUUAGGAAAGGGAGGAUAAUUGCUUUUACUGUUAAGCGUGUUGAACAAAUUCUCUGGCCUGAUGGAAUUUUCAUGACAAAACAUCCAAAGAGAAAAAUGUCUCCACCUCCUGGUGCUCAGAGCGAUGUCAUGGGAAACUAUCUAAGUGAUGAACAACGGAUAGAAGCUGCUCAUCGUGCAAAUUUUGUCCGUGAAUUAAUAAUAGAUAAAGCCCCAUCUCCACUGGUGAGUCUGGUUGGUCGAAAGGAUUAUGAGAGAUGUGCUCAGGAUAUCUAUUUCUUUCUUCAGUCCCCGGUUUGUUUGAAGCAGCUAGCGUUUGAACUCCUUGAGCUGCUUGUUCUUUCCGCAUUUCCGGAGUUGGAUGGCACUGUGAGGAAGUGGCAUGAAGAUAAACAGCAAUUCUGCGCCCAGUAA